Dissoconium aciculare CBS 342.82 is the source of this 1529-nucleotide messenger RNA. Its product is annotated as NAD(P)-binding protein. Lineage: Eukaryota; Fungi; Ascomycota; Dothideomycetes; Mycosphaerellales; Dissoconiaceae. The transcript has 3 exons. The coding region runs from base 286 to 1065 and encodes 259 amino acids. The record is from RefSeq and is a predicted model, not a curated record.
GUAGGGUUUCGCGGGGAGACGACGACAACGCCCCGCAAUUGUGACGACGUCGGCGACGACGACAGUGAUCGUGAUGGGCGGGACCGGGCUCCGGUUUUUAUCAUGAAUCGUAGCGAGUCUUUUGCUAGAUUUUACACAUCUCCUCUGAAUGAACACCUGGUUUAACAAUCAUCGACAAGGCACGACCACCAAGAAAGAUCGUCGUGAGGACCUUCCCAACGCGCCAUAGACAGAGGGAUAUUGGAAGUCAAUCCGUCACCCGUGAAACAAGAAAAUCACCUCGGGAUGCCUUACUCUCUCAAAGGACGCAACGUCCUCAUCACCGGAGGCAGCAAAGGUCUCGGCGCCGAGAUCGCCCUCAAGUUCGCGCUCGAAGGGUGCAAUCUCGCGAUCAACUACCUCUCGGACCGGGACACCGCCGAGGCCCUCGCGACACGGCUCUCGGGCGCGCACGCGAUCCGCGCCAUCACGCUGCGCGGCGACGGCGGGUCCCCGCUCGACAUGCAGGCCUGCAUCGCCCAGACCGUGGAGGGCCUCGGCGGGCUCGACAUCAUCAUCGGCAACGCGGGCUGGACGAAACACACCAGCCUGCCCUUCGGCGAUCUGUCCGCGCUGAGCUACGACGACUGGGACCGCUGUUUCGCGGUCAACGUGAAGGGCAACCACGCGCUGCUCGCGGCCGCGAUGCCCAUCUUCGAGAGGAACCCCGACGGGGGCUGUUUCAUCAUGACGAGCAGCAUCGCGGGCCGGGCGCUGCAGGGCAGCAGCAUGGCGUAUUCGGUGACCAAGGCCGCGCAGUUGCAUCUGAUGAAAUGCCUGGCGAACACGCAGGGCGGGGCCGAGGGCAAGGUGAGGGUGAACGCGGUCUGCCCCGGCCUGCUGCUGACGGAGUGGGGGAUGAAAUUCGGGGAGGAGAAGAUCGAGGCGAUCAAACAGGCGGCGGUGUUGAAGCGCGAGACGGACCUGGGCGAUUGCGCGGAGGCGUAUGUCAUGCUGGCGAGGAACACUUCGAUCACGGGCCAGGCGGUGCAGGUAGACUCCGGGUUGGUAAUUCAGCAUCUCUAGAUUUGGAGGGGUGGGUUGCGGCCGGGGAAGAUGGAGGUCGAUUUGGUUGUUCAGACGAUAAGGAUUGAACGAUACAGCUGUAGCGAAUUUUGGAAAUAGGCACGACAACAUCUCGGCAAGAGACCACAGCCUCCCCUUUCACGCCCUACCAUCAUUUGUGUGCGUGUGUGUGUGUGUGUGAGAUAGAGAGAGAGAGAGAAUGGAAAAGGGCGAGAAAGAGCAGAAGGCUGGGUUGUACUGAAAGUCUUCCAAUUCCGCAAUGACAUUUCCUACAUUUUCCACUAAACACCACCGUCGCCUCUCGUUGAAAAACCCAAAAGGAAGAGCGAGAUGAGCCAUUCCAUUCUCCCCCCACACCGUCUCCACUUCUCAAGGAAUCCCUCUUCUUACAAAUACAGCGACUGCGCCGCCACGAUGUCCCUGCGGACCUUGGUGAGCGCCAUCUCGAACUUCGCCUUGAGUUC